This is a messenger RNA of Linum trigynum, 1122 nucleotides long. Lineage: Eukaryota; Viridiplantae; Streptophyta; Magnoliopsida; Malpighiales; Linaceae. The record is from the annotation of a GenBank genome assembly.
AUGGAGGUCUUUGCUAUGGACAAAGACUUUUUCCUGGUGAAGUUGGGGAACGACCAAGAUUACUUCAAAGCCCUCUCUGACGGGCCUUGGGUGAUCUUCGACCAUUAUUUGGUUGUUCAACAAUGGACACCGGCUUUCAGGUUCACGGACAAACUUCCAAGUACGAUGGUGGUGUGGGUUCAAUUUCCGGGUUUUCCCGUUCACUUUUACCAUAAGGACCUUCUGUUCUCGCUGGGUAAUCUCAUUGGGAAGGCGAUCAAACUUGAUUUCCACACGUUGCAUCAGCAACAUCCUGUGCUCUGCCCGGAACAAGCUAGCGAUAGAGCGGCGGAAUUCUCACCGACACCGACGACAGCCUCCGUCGAACCUUCGUCGGAGGAAGUGUCCGGCUUUGGCCCCUGGAUGCUGGUCACGAGAAAGGCACGCCACAAUCAACGGGAGAUACCAAAUCAGGGGCGUCCGGAUCAGGCGGAAGAGAGUAGUGAGGGGACAAUUAACAAACAAGAAAGGAAAGAGAGAUCUGCGAGGAAGGAGAAUGGGCAGCCUCCAAAUCAGGCUGGGAGCAAAUCACCUCAACGGAAACAAGGUCCGCAGGCGACGCAAGGGGGAAAUACGAACAAGAAGGGGAAAGAGGAAAACAAAAAAGGAAAAGAGGUUGCGUUGGUAGCUUCGGAGGUUGAAAAAACCUCGGGUAUUCUGGGCCCGAUUCCAAGGUCUGAAGGCCCAAGCUCCAGGAAGAGUUCAGUCAGCCCCAACACUAAUGAUGCGUCGUCUUCUGGGCCUAAGGAGGAUGGGCUAAACGUGAUUAAUCCAAUUGGGUUGGUAACCCAAUUAGUCAGAGAAAAAAGAAAAGAAGAAAGGAGGACAGGGGAGGAGGGAAUCGACACAAGGAAGAGCACCCCAAUACGGCACAGUCCGAUGAAACCUCUUAAGAUUUGGUCUCCUGUCAAGGAUCGGAGGAACAAAGGCCAGGAUAGACGGAUUUCUUUAACUCUACAACAGAUUAAAGAAUGGACGGAGAUGAGCUCGGAAAACAGAGACGUCGAGGCCCUUCGGGAAUAUCCUCUCCCAGCAGAUGAUUUCGGCCCGAAACUGACCGACGGAAGUGGCCCUCUGGCCUAG